Molecule: messenger RNA, 2671 nt
Organism: Mercenaria mercenaria
Lineage: Eukaryota; Metazoa; Mollusca; Bivalvia; Venerida; Veneridae
Exons: 7
Coding region: 134-2671 (845 amino acids)
Molecular function (GO): RNA binding
Source: RefSeq, a predicted model, not a curated record
GUUGUUUAGUGUGACCCUCAAGAUUUAGUGGUUUGAUGCCUCGUCACCGAUAGAAUGCACGAAAGGAUAGCUAAAAGGAAAAUAUCUCUCUCUAUGGCCUGGUAACAAACAAGACUGAACAGAACCCUGGAACAUGCAUGAACAGCUGCACGAUGACAAAGAAAUUUCUUCGGUAGUCAAGCGAAAGGUCCGAGUGAAAGGUAUUACCCAAAUAGCAUCAGAAGAUGCCAUUCUGUAUUAUUUUGAGAACAGAAGGCGUUCUGGUGGCGGGGAUAUCAAAUACAUUGACUUUAACUAUGAGGAGGAUACAGCUGAAAUCAUUUUCGAAAAUUUAGAAGAUGCUAUAGCGGUUACCAAAAGGGAUCAUAUAAUUAACGGCAAAAAUAUUGACGUUACACUAUGUGCUGUUCCUCAGAAACGACCUUUGUAUGAAGAUAAAGUUCUCAUUAACGGGUUGACGGAAGAAAUAUCUGACGAAUGCCUUAUAUAUUUUCUUGAUGCACAAGCUGGAAUAAAGACGAAAUCUCUUGCAUACCACAAAGAGAGAGAUAAUGCUGUGUUACUGACCGCAUACACUCAGAUAGAUUUUGCUAAACUGAAGGAUGGAAACCAGAAGUUUAUUCUUGAAAGGGCUACACUAGAAUUUUUGCAGGUGGAAGUAUCUAAUUGCAUUUAUGUGGAGAAUUUACAAACAGACGUGUCUGAAGAUGUUGUGGAGAUCUAUUUUGACAACACGAAACGGAGCAAUGGGGGGCCUGUCCGGAAUGUUGAAAUGUCUACUGACCACCAGUCAUGUCUUGUUUAUUUUGAGGAUUACUCUGUUGUAGAUAAUGUUUUGGAAAAGAAGCAUCUAUUAAGCGGCCAGACUUUGGAAGUACGGAAAUACUUUGAAUGUGUAGAUCUGCCGGAAGAAAGAAGCAUUACUUUACCACCGCCGAUGGUCAUUCGAAAGGUGAAUAUAGAUAAAUUGAAAUUCAUACAGAAGACAGACGCCUACAAAACAAAGCUCGAAAACAAAUUAGAUAUUUGCCAUGCAAAGAUUGAUUGGUCAGAACUUGAUCGAGGAGGAAAUGUUUUGAAAAUAAAUUGUACGGCUGCCCCGGAAAAUGUGAUCUCAAACAGACUUCAAAGAAAAUGGCGAAAAAGAACAAAGCAGACAGUAGAAAAGGUAAUGCAUAAAGUCGGUAUAUACCAAAAACAGCUGAAAAGCGAAGAAGCUGAAGCGUGUUUGGAAACUUUACGAAGUAUCAUUUGUAGUACAGAAGAUAUAAAGUGCGAUUAUGACGAGGAGAAAAAGAUUGUUACAGUUAUUGGUAAUUCAUCUAUUGUCAAUCUAGCAUCAAAAUUCAUUGAUGUAACAAUUAUUGCCCAUGAACCAGAAACUAAAUUCACAAAACUUAGAGUUAUAUUCUCUAGUCAAGCAGAGAUAAGUAUGAUUCAAAAGCUAGAGGAAUUUACUGAACUGAAGAUGGAUUUUCCAAACGUGAAAAUUAAAAUUAGUUCGAAUGACUGUGCUGUCGAACUGGAGGGCAGUGCAAAUGAAGUAAACGGAGCUAAGAUGAUUUUAUGUGAUUUGAAAAAUACAUUGAUCACAGCAUUUAGCGAUAUUUUACCAAGGUUGUCAGUGCAGCAGUAUACAUUGCCACAAACAGUUGAUUUUAUAUCCGAGAGACUGAAGAGAAAAAACUUAAUAGCAUGCUGGUGUGUGAGUGAAGAAAGACUAAUUAUUUGUUGCCCGUUCAAAGAUGUGCUUGACAAGACAGUAAAUACUAUUAAGUCGGCCGUAGUUCAAAAUGAUAUUUUGAUAAGCCCCGAAUCAGACUCAUUAAUAGUAAGAGAUAUUUGGCCAGGGAAAGUAGAGGAAUGGAAUAAGCUGUAUCAAGGAAGAGUAAUUGUUUCAUUUAAUGAUUCUGAAAGCGGGUCACCCAAAAUAGACAUAUGUGCUACUGCAGACUUAGCGCCAAAACUGUUCGAUGAAAUCGCCGGAAUUCUCCCUACAAAGUCAGAAAAGAAGAAAGAACCAGACUACAGCUUAGGGUCUGAGGAAGAUUCUGAGGCUAAAACGACCACAGUUUUAGUGUCUAAUCUACCUUCUGAUGCGACGGAGGAGCUUGUUAAACAUUUGUUUGAAGACAGAUCACAUGACACGGAAAACGUUGUGGAGGUCAAAGUUAACUCAAACAAUAACAAGGCUAAAGUGAAAUUCAAGGAUAACCAUUGUACAGAAUAUGUUUUAAGAAGGGAACAUACACUAUGCGGGAAAAAAAUGAAAGUUGAGCGAUACCAUGUAUUUACAGAUAUGACUGUUGGAAUUUCUGGUUUACAAAGUCCAGUAGUUAUAAACGAUAUUGAUAUAUUGAAGAUAAAGUUUCUAAAGGGCUCCAAACAGUGUUCCAGCGAGAUUGGAAGACAGCUCUCUGAUUGUCAUGUUAAAAUGAGCCUGCCAGAAGAAAACAACACAAUAGUACUUGAAUGCACAUUUGCCGAGGCAGAUGAAGGCGGCAUACAGUUGAUAACAGAUUGGGAAGAACGUGUCAGGAGACUAUUUGUAGAAUACUUAGGAUCGCUUUCUUGCAUGACAAUAGAAGUUGGAGAAGAUAUUUGGGAUAGCGUUUUAGAACGCAUUAAAUUGUAUCUUGAUCCUGAAAAAGUAUACGUGUCUGCUUUUUGA